AGGGAAAUUCCCUGCCCCGGAUUUUUCUGUUAGAGAAACUUUUUCAGUUGCGCCCAGAGGCCGAUUCUGAGCUGUGGCCACCAGGAUUGGGGCAGGAGAGCCCCCCACCACUUGAAACACCGACAUCUCCAGAGAUCCUGCAGCAGGACGGAGCUCCGUGCUCCCCAUCGCCACGUCCCCUCCUUGCUGCCUUGCUUCCUCCCUGACCAGGUGUGAUGGAAAUGGGUGAAGUUUUCCUCCAGCUGUGCCAGGAGGUGGCCAGGCUGCGGGAGCUGUGCUCCAGGCAGAGCGAGCUGCUGCAGAAACUGAGCGCCAGGAAGGGCCCCGCUGUGGACAUCCCCAUGUCUCUGCCCAUCCAGUGCACAGAGGACGCUUGGACAGAGGGAGGGGAGCAGCCAGCAGCCAGCCCCCAGGUGCACCCCAAGGCCCCGCAGGGCUCUGCCCACCCUCUGGCCCCACCAAAUGCUGCCCACACACUGCCUGGUGCCAGUGGUUGGUACCCAGCUUGCAGUGACCUCGGGGCUGGGAGAGCCACCCUCCCAGGGGCUUUUGGCAGCAGCCAGGCGGGGAGAAAGGAGAAGAUGCUGGUAGACACAUGGCUGGAGGACUGUAGGAUGACUCCUACCACCAACAGCCCUGAGGAAGGAGCAAGAGCUUGCUGCAGCCCACAGGAAUUUGUGACACCGAGCAGCGAGGCUGAGCACUCCUUUCUGACUAUCCUGGACCUCUAUGAAGCUCCAGAAGCUCUUGGGAGGGAGGAUGCUCCCAGCAACAGCGCUUUGUCUGCUGCAGAAAAGGUGCCAGUGGAAAUCCGGGGACCUCUGAAGACCUCCUGGACGCCGGGAUGGAUGCUGGAGGACGCCGCGCUUGGACCCGGCGCAGCUGCGGCUGCUCAGAUGUGUGACAUUUGCCAGGCGACCUUCCCUGCGGACACCGCAGCUCAGGCUGACUAUUUAAAGCACGUCUUAACCCACAUGAAGUAGGGCUUUAGGACUUUGUGCUCAGAAAGCCACGGGUGUGCAGCUGUGAGCGGCACAACGGGCUCCGGACCUGCGUGAGAUGCGGCUGCUGGGGCAGCUCAGGCUGCAGUUCCGUUCUGUGCCACCCGGAUCGGUUCCUGCUGUGCUGCCUGGGGGCUCAGCGGGGGUUCUGGGUGUGUUUCGGCUCACUGAGCUUCAUGGGUAUCAAAACUGCUUCUGUGCUGAGCUCCAGAUGCGUGUAGGAGGUUUGGGGAGCUGCAGCUUAAUGGGAAGUGGACGUUUUUUUCCAAAGUUCUCUGUAACUGGAAAAUGUUGAAUUUUUUACUUUUUUAUUUUCCUUGAAUAGAGACAUUUGAAAGCUGCAUUGUUGCUUUUUCCAAGAACACAGGAGGGGGGAUCACCAUGUUUUCAUGGCACUAAAUCUGAACUCGCUUUUGGAGAGGGUGCCAGCACCGCAUGCACGAUGCCACCCACCCUGCAGCAAUGCAAAGCUCCCAUCCCUAUGAGGGGCACAACUGAGACCCCUCCUCAUUAAAACCCCAUCAGCUCUG
This is a messenger RNA of Tympanuchus pallidicinctus (lesser prairie-chicken), 1531 nucleotides long. RefSeq lists its product as uncharacterized. The transcript is spliced from 4 exons. Bases 216 to 983 code for a protein of 255 amino acids. Lineage: Eukaryota; Metazoa; Chordata; Aves; Galliformes; Phasianidae. Gene Ontology annotation, biological process: canonical NF-kappaB signal transduction. The record is from RefSeq and is a predicted model, not a curated record.